AUGACGGAUUCACUCGUUGUGCCGGUGCUGAACGAUAAUCUAGCAGGUGCAGUUCAGGAUAAUCCUCCUAAAAGUUUUUUUCGCAUAUUUCAACAACUUCAAUCUUUAGAUUUUGUGGAAGACUUUUUAUUAACUGGCUUCGUAAACGAGAGAGAUAAAGAAGCGAUAUUUCAACCAUUGAAUGAUAUCACACUUGGCAACACUUUUAGCAUUGAUAAUAUCAGUCAACAAAUCGCUGCUUAUUCUGUCGAACAACAGCCCCGAGAACAGCAAGAAUUAUUAUCAACAUCAGCAAAAAUUCUAGACGAUGACUGGAAGCGAUCAGAGACCAUACCCGAUAUUCGUCAUUUAAUACCUGAGGGUUGGCAUGCCUAUGUCCGUGUUAGUCGCAUAUUGGCGAAAAAAAUUACUAAUAUGCUCUUUCUCCAUCCAUAUAAUCUAGAUUUCAAUGAUGUAAAGGUGAAGAUGAGUCAUAGCUCUUUAUACGAUCCGUUAGAUCAAGCAGAAAUGCAGCAUGGUUUAAAAAAGUUUUCAAAAUUAAUUAUGAGUCGAAUGAAACAGAAUUUAUUGCCCAAUCAAUUAUUGUCAUACUCACCGAAUGAAAUUGUAUCAACACAUACACUACCAUGUAACAAUGAUCAACCGAAAAAGUUAAUUGAAGAUCUCAGUUUAAAAACCUGUCUACUGGCAUUUGAUAUUGUGCUCGAGACUCCGGAUGGUUUAUAUUAUCCAACUGGUAUUAGCUGCGUCUCUCAUGAGAUACUUGAAUGUAAGCAGAAUGAAUAA
Messenger RNA from Didymodactylos carnosus, 786 nucleotides. Lineage: Eukaryota; Metazoa; Rotifera; Eurotatoria; Philodinida; Philodinidae. The record is from the annotation of a GenBank genome assembly.